Pygocentrus nattereri (red-bellied piranha) is the source of this 4150-nucleotide messenger RNA. RefSeq names its product glypican 6b (gene gpc6b). Gene Ontology annotation, biological process: regulation of signal transduction; regulation of protein localization to membrane; cell migration. The transcript has 10 exons. Gene Ontology annotation, cellular component: extracellular region; synapse; cell surface. The record is from RefSeq and is a predicted model, not a curated record. The coding region runs from base 117 to 1790 and encodes 557 amino acids. Lineage: Eukaryota; Metazoa; Chordata; Actinopteri; Characiformes; Serrasalmidae.
AGUUUAGCAGUCUGUGCUGUUUCUCUCUCUGGACUCAGUGAUGUUCUGGCGGUCCGGCGGAGCGGAGCGGGAGGAGAGAGAGAGAGAGAGAGAGAGCGGUAGAGAGUAAUAGAGAGAUGAUGGUGGGGGUUCUCUGUGCUCUUGGGCUGCUGCUGCUGUCCUGCGGUGGUGAGGAGCUCCGGACGAACUGCAGCUCAGCGGUCAGCAUCUGGACUGACCUCGGGAUCACUGCGGAACACACUCCGGAACACACAGUCACAGGUGAUCAUCUGCAGGUGUGCGUGCAGGAGUGGACCUGCUGUACGCAGGAGGUGGAGGAGAAGCUCAGCGAGAGGAGUAAACAUGAGUUUGAGAAGCUCGUGGAUGAAGCCAGUGAAGACCUGAGGAACACCUUUGUGUCCAGACAUAAAAGGUUUGAUGAGUUCUUCCUGGAGCUGUUGGAGAACACGGAGCGCUCACUGAAUGAGAUGUUCGUGAGAACAUAUGGAAAGCCUUACAUGCAGAACGCUGAGGUGUUCCAGGGCCUGUUCUCCGAGCUAAAGCGCUACUACACCGGUGGGAAUGUCAACCUGGAGGAGAUGCUGAAUGACUUCUGGACGCGACUGCUGGAGAGGAUGUUCCAGUUGCUGAACUCCCAGUAUCUCAUCACUGAGGAAUAUCUGGAGUGCAUCAGCAAGUACAUGGACCAGCUCAAGCCCUUCGGAGAUGUUCCCAAGAAGCUGAAGUCUCAGGUCACACGGGCCUUCAUCGCUGCCAGAACCUUCGUCCAGGGCCUCAUGGUGGGACGGGAAGUGGCCAACAGAGUUUCAAAGGUUAGCAUGAGCGUGGCGUGUGUUAAGGCCGUCACCAAGAUGCUGUACUGCCCGUCCUGUGGAGGUCUUACUGCGGUCAAACCCUGCAGGAGCUACUGCCUGAACGUGCUAAAGGGCUGCCUGGCCAACCAGGCUGAUCUGGACCCUGAGUGGACGCACUACAUCGAUGCCAUGUUGCUGGUGACGGAGCGGCUGGAGGGACCCUUCAACAUCGAGUCUGUGAUGGAGCCGAUCGAUGUGAAGAUCUCAGAGGCCAUCAUGAAUAUGCAGGACAAAAGCGUGCAGCUCUCCUACCAAGUUUUUCAAGGCUGCGGCCAGCCCAAGCCCUCGGGAAUGAGCAGGUCUGCCCGCGGCGUCUCGGACGUUUUCAGCGCCCGUUUCAGGCCGUACAGCCCCGAGGAGCUGCCCACCACCGCCGCUGGGACCAGCCUGGACCGCCUGAGGACUGUGUGGAAAGCCAUGCAGCACGGUGUGAUCGACAUUAAAGAGAAGUUGAAGCUGUCCAAAAACUUUUGGUCCUCGCUGCCAGAAGGAAUCUGUCAGGAGGAGCACGUAGCUGUGGAGACGGAAGAGGAAGCCUGCUGGAAUGGACAGGAAGUGGGAAGGUACGUCCCUGAGGUUCUGAAGGACGGUCUCACUCAGCAGGUCAAUAAUCCAGAAGUUUCAGUGGACAUCACCAGGCCAGAUUCCCUCAUUAGACAGCAGGUGAUGGCUCUCAAAGUCAUGACCAACAAGCUGAAGAACGCCUACAACGGCAAUGACAUCUACUUCCAGGACUCAAGUGACGAGAGCAGCGGUUCUGGUAGCGGUAGUGGCUGCAUGGAGUCCUGCGUUACAGAACCUGAUGGUUCCAUCACAGAAAGUCCCGUAUUAGAAGCAGAUCGAAGUGCUGAGCACUCGUCCGUCGCUCUGCUCCACCAGGCCUCGGCACUUUCUCUGAUCCUGCCCUUCCUCACACUGAUCCACCACUGCAGAUAGGACACGCUGAGGGUGGACCCAGGCUUCUUCAGCCCACAUCCAGAAACUAUCCCCUCUCCUGGAAGGACGUUGGUGAUGCUGAGGACCUUUUCUUUACGUCCCUAAGAUCACUCUGGUUCAGCCCAGCGCUGACCUUUCCAAACUGUCCACUUUAACGAGCGGUGGACUUCAUUAGUGAGAUGUAUUCACAGACAGUUUGUACUUUGUACCACCGUCUGUCCUCAGUACAUCCCACUCAAGCAGCUCUGAUGUACGAUAAAAUAAGAUUUCUUUUUUUUUUUUUAGCUCUUCUUGUGGUAAUUUCUCGAACCCUGUUCUGGGUCUGUGAUAAGUUUCUGACAUCACUCAGCGCUGUUUCAAGCUUGGGGGCGGAUAAACCACAACGCUGUGAUGUCAUGAGAUAAAAACAAGAUUUAAUCGGUAAUUACCAAAAUUUGUCUUAAUUUGUUGCAUUUUAUGAAGACUUUGUUUUUACCAAUUGCACUAAAAGCCAUAUAUGUGUGCACACAACAUGGCCAAAAGUAUGUGGACACCUGAAUAUCACAUCCCUAUGUGCUCACCGAAGAUCUCAUUCCAAACCCCAGGGUAUUAAUAGGGAGUCCUGCUCUCCAUUUGCUGCAGUAACAGCUCAACACUUAUCGAAUGGCUUCACACUACGUGCUGGAACACCACUGCAGGGAUUCUACUCUAUUUGUCCACAAGAGCAUUACUGAGGUGAGGUACUGAUGUCAGGCUAUAAGAUCUGGCUCUCAGUCAGCAUUCCACUUCAUCCCAAAGGUGUUGGAUGUGUUGAGGUCAGGGUUCUGUGCAGGGCAGUCAGGUUCUUCCACACCAAACUCACUCUAUAUUUCUUUAUGGGUGUCCUUCACUUCAACUACCUGGCCAAAUUCAUGAAAAAAGCCCCGGUCCAUUAUUCCCCCUGCACCAAACUUUACAGUCAGCAUUCCAUAUGCAGGCAAGUAGCGUUCCCCUGCAUUCACCGAUCCGGGAUUUGUCUGUUAGACUGCCACUCUAGAGAAUGUAGUUCCACUGCUCCAGAGCAAAGUGGUGGCGUGCUUUGCACCACUCCAGAAUACAACAGGUGUUGCUCCAAGACGUUUCCACCUCACAAUAACAGCUCUUCCUACUGAACUUCUAGCAAGGCGGAUAUUUGGCAAACUAAUUUGUGGUAAAGGUGCUGUUCACUGAUAGUACCAUGAUGAAAGUCAUUGAGCUUUUCUGUAGAAGCCAUGCACUUCACUGUACCGACAGUGUGGAGACUGCAGGACUGCAUGAUUUUAUAUACCUGUUAACAGUGAGUGUGGCUAAACCACUAAUUAGAAAAGGUGUCCACAUACUUUUGGCCAGGUAGUGUAAUUCUGCUUUUAUAUGACAAAGUUGAUUUCAUUGGAACGUGUUUGAAGUUUUAGUCAUGGACAUAAAAACCCUGCUGAAAAGGGGCCAUAGGAAACCUCAUUGUUUUGCUUUCUAAUGGGAAUUGGGUUAGUGGUUUCCAAUAGAGGCCACCAGUUUCCUGUAAAACACCAUUAGAUCCCAAAGCAGGCUACAAAUCCAUCAGGAACCAGCAGAAAAGCUUAAUGGCUUCUAUGGGAGUUUUCCUUUUAAAACACUUAAUUCUACUGAUAGUAUCUCAGCAGUGUGACUGUAUCACAGUCCACUGCUGCUGUCUUUCAAUCAACUGUGGAACGAUCUGGUCACUCUUCCUUCUGUCCAGUCAGUCUGAAUGUGUGAUGUGCUCCAUCGUAAUCAGUCAUAUAGUUUUCUGAACUUGGACUUUGAUUCUCUCUGAUAAGACAGGGUUGCACUAGUGCUUAUUCUCUUCUCUCAGCUGAUAUUUGCUGGAACGAGUCCCGUAUUUAGGAGUAAAAGCACAUGACUGACUGCUACUGUACCUUUCACUGAAAAGCCGGUGAAUUCAGCUUUGCAUCAGCUUGCAUUAGCAGCAUGAUGGUAAGUGUACUGGUAGCAUCUUCCCUCCUGUAAUCAUCCUAAAACCGCGUCCACUCAGCAGGAACUGAAAGCUACACACUCCUGUUGUCAUGAUUUUAGUGAGGCAUAUUUGAAGUUGUUAUCUUUCCUUUAAGACACUGUACUCAGUUUAUAAAGAUCUGUCCAAAGCCUCAACAACACUUUUAUACAUCAUAGCACAAAGUAAGCUAGCACAUCCAUUACUGCACACUCUUUUUCAAGUUUUGCUUUUUGUUGUUUAUUAUAGUUAAAUAUGUUUUUGAAGAGAGGAAUGAAUCUUUUAUUCCAGCUCUGAAACAUGAUUGCUGUCUCAAAUGUAUCACACGGAGGUCCAGAACCUGGGCUGAAAUUAUUUUGUCUGCAAAUCAAAAGAUUAAAAAUUCUAAAUUGUA